CAUAAAAUGGCGUGGUUUUCGUUCCCGAGCUGGCAUCUCGGCGGGACCAACAACAGAAUCUAGCGAUGACACAGAGUCCUUGGGCCGUGGCGGCGUGGGUCGGCGCCGCCCUGGUCGUUGCGACGCUGGUCGCAUGGGUGCAAGACGCUUCAGAUGAGGUUGCUGCGCAGAAGAAGCGCACCAAGCAGCAGCGCCGGCAAGAGCGCAUCGACCAUCGCCGCGCCGCCAUUGACGCCCGCCGAAAAGACAAGAAACGCCAGCACCAGGCUGAACGCCAAAUUGCCUACGAAGCCCGCGACGAUUCCAUCACCCAAGAAGAGAAGCAGAUGCGCUACGACGCCAAGAUUGCGCAAAAGCAGCUCGCCAAGACCCAGCUCGAGGACAAGCUCAACUACGCCAUGGCGACGGGCCUCCGCGUCGUCGUCGACCUGAACUUUCUCCAUGAGCAAACACCCCGCGAACGUCACAGCGUCAUCAAGCAAGUCGCCUGCGUGUACGGUGCCAUGAAGAAGAGCGAGCUCCCAUCUCUUCUCUCGCUUCACCUCGCAUCGUACGAAGGCGACAUUGCAGCGCUUUGUGAAAAGCGCGGCGCCAACGCAUGGAAGGUGACGCGCCAUGCCGCCCCGAUCGAAGAGCUCUUUCCCGGCCACAUGAUCGUCCUCUUGUCACCCGACUCGCCCAAUGUUCUAACAGAGCUGGACCCGACAGCUGUCUACGUUGUCGGUGGCAUCGUGGAUCGCACCGUGCGCAAGAGCGAGACUUUGACCAAAGCCGCUCGUGUGCAGCACAUUACGACGGCGCGCCUGCCCGUGCAAGAGACGUGCAACGUUCGCUCGCAUGUGCUCAACAUCGACACAGUGCUCUUGACGCUCAUGGAAGUCGCCAACCACGGCGAUUGGCAAAGAGCCUUUGAAGCGACGCUGCCCAAGCGAUUCUUCCGCGAAGACGAGUAGACAAGUAGACGCGUUGGGCACGCGAUGCCCCUGCUAUUGAAACGGAAACGGACGUUGUAGACAUGCGCAAUGCACCUGCGCUCGUUCAAUAAGAUGCAUCUUAUUGCCCCUUGCUAUCG
Molecule: messenger RNA, 1072 nt
Organism: Saprolegnia diclina VS20
Lineage: Eukaryota; Oomycota; Saprolegniomycetes; Saprolegniales; Saprolegniaceae
Exons: 5
Coding region: 66-953 (295 amino acids)
Biological process (GO): tRNA N1-guanine methylation
Cellular component (GO): nucleus
Molecular function (GO): tRNA binding
Source: RefSeq, a predicted model, not a curated record